UGAAAUGGAAACAAGAACAAGGGCUUGCGAUUCCGAUUCCAAUUCAGAUUUGAAUUAUACAGUAUAUUAUAUUGUCGUCGUGUCCUUUUUACGACAAAAACCAAACAAAUGCUCGCAAUCGCAAAGCAACGAUUCGCCAGAGAGGAGGAAUGGUUUUAUUACACGUUUAUAAAAGAGCACGCCUCCAUUUUUCUGGGUCGGAGGUUGUCCUCGCCGGGUUGGUCAAUGCUCAAUCCAAUUAAAUCCAUCCCCAACUCCUAGGUCGUAGAUCCGCCAAUCCUACCAUCCAUCGUGUCGAUUUAUGGGACUCGGCCUCCGCCCGCAAAGAUUCCGUGCGCCUGCUGCUUCUGCUUCCGACAAUCUCUUCGAAACAACUUUCGCAACCAUGAGGACAAGAACGAUUUUCGGGAUCUCAUUGUCCUUGAUCAUCAUCAACAUGGCGGCGAUUAUGGAGCGCGCCGACGAGAAUCUCCUCCCGGCCGUCUACAAAGAAGUCAGCGAGGCAUUCGGCGCGUGGCCGUCCGACCUCGGCUACCUAACGUUUAUCCGAAAUUUCGUGCAGGGGCUGGCGUCGCCGCUCGCCGGAGUAUUAGCCAUAAAUUAUGACCGGCCGCAGGUUCUUGCCGUCGGGAUCCUCUGCUGGGCACUUUCGACUGCGGCCGUUGGAGCCAGCAAGUAUUUCUUCCAAGUCGCGUUUUGGAGAGCGAUAAACGGCUUCGGAUUGGCCAUCGUGAUCCCGGCGCUUCAAUCGUUCAUCGCUGAUAGCUACAUGGACGGCGUGCGCGGGACUGGGUUCGGAUUUCUGAAUCUCGUCGGCACCGUCGGAGGCAUCGGCGGCGGCGCCAUUGCUACUGUCAUGGCCGGCUAUGAUUUCGGCGGCCUCCCGGGAUGGCGAUGCGCCUUUGUGAUGAUGGGAGCUUUGAGUUGCCUUAUCGGGUAUUUGGUUUUCAGAUUCGUCGUGGACCCGAAGAGGAUUAGUGAUACUGGCAAGAUAUCCGAUAGGGAGAAUUUGAUCGAUAACAAAACGACGGUGAAAUCGGCGAACACGAUAUGGCUGGAAUCUUGGAUCGCGAUGAAGACCGUAAUGAAAGUCCCGACCUUUCAGUUCAUCGUUUUGCAGGGGCUCGUCGGGUCUGUCCCGUGGACUGCCAUCGUUUUCAUCACGCUGCGCUACGACAUCUCGAGAUUGAGCUCACCCUCUUUGAUUAAAUUCACAGGAUUCGAUCAUAACAGCGCUGCGACACUAGUUGGCCUCUUCGCCGCAGGCUGCGCUCUGGGCUCGUUCCUCGGAGGGAUAAUCGCCGACGCGCUGUCCCGGAAGUACCCCAACGCCGGGCGGGUCAUGUGUGCGCAAUUCAGCUCAUUCAUGGGCAUCCCGUUCUCACUCUUCCUCGUCCGCGUCAUCCCGCAGGAGGUCGGCAACUACUACACGUACGCGGCAACACUCUUCUUGAUGGGUCUAACCAUCAGCUGGUGCGCGACGGCGACGAACGGGCCGAUGUUCGCGGAGGUGGUGCCCCCGAAACACCGAACGAUGAUCUAUGCAUUCGAUCGCGCGUUCGAGGUGUCGUUCUCUUCGUUUGCUGCGCCGGUUGUCGGCAUUCUGGCAGAGAGGAUCUACGGGUACGACCCGAAGUCGGUGGAUCCGGUGCUGGGGUCGGUGACGGCGGCGCAAGCGCUGUCGAAAGGGCUGUUGUCGAUGAUGGUGGUGCCGUUUGGGCUGUGCUCCAUGUUCUACACUCCUCUGUAUUGGACGUUCAAACAUGACCGAGAGAAUGCCCGAGUAACCAGUAUUAAGGAAACUGAAAUGUUGUAGCUAGUUGUAUUUUUUUAGUGUUUUUUUUUUUUUUUAAGAAAACAUCCCUUUUAACUUUUGAGGAUUUUGAUAUGGAUUUUUGUCUUUAUGAAAAUUUCAAUAUAGAUUGUUGGUUUUGGUUGAUAA
Molecule: messenger RNA, 1942 nt
Organism: Andrographis paniculata
Lineage: Eukaryota; Viridiplantae; Streptophyta; Magnoliopsida; Lamiales; Acanthaceae
Exons: 3
Coding region: 302-1816 (504 amino acids)
Biological process (GO): transmembrane transport
Cellular component (GO): membrane
Molecular function (GO): transmembrane transporter activity
Source: RefSeq, a predicted model, not a curated record